GAUCGCUCAUCAGACAACAAAGAAAAGGAAGAAGACGAAGAAGAAGAACAAGAGCUAAAGAAGCCAUUCACGCCCCCCCCCCUCUCUCUCUCUCUCUCUCUCUGCAGUUCCGCCAUUAAAGCGCUCACGCCCUCCCACACGAGAAAGCAAUCACCCAACCAAGAAAAGCUGUAGCUCCCCUCCCCGCACCUUUCACGCACACCCACAUCCCAUCACCCCCCCCCUAACUCUUUAUUAGCUCCCCCUUCUUCUCUACUUCAGGAACUCAAACAAGGAAAGCAGAGGGCGAUGACGACGACGAUGGAGUGCCACUGCUUACUGAGACCUCGCCGCCUCUUGUUGGUCUCAUUGUGGUCGAUGGUGUUGGCGUCGGCGGGCGUGGUGGGGAUUCUUGACCCGGUGGACUUCCUGGCGCUGCAGGCGAUCCGGAAGGGCCUCGAGGACAUGCCCGGGUCGAGCUUCUUCGCGGCAUGGGACUUCACCGCCGACCCCUGCACCUUUUCCGGGGUCUUAUGCGACGGGGACCGCGUGGUGGCGCUAGCUCUGGGCGACCCCCGCGCGGGCUCCCCGGGUCUCCAGGGCCGCCUCGAUCCCGCCCUCGGCCGCCUCUCCGCCCUCGCCGAGCUCUCCCUCGUCCCCGGCCGCGUCACGGGCCCCGUUCCCGACGCCCUCGCCCGCUGCUCCGAUCUCCGCUUCCUCGCCCUCAGCAAGAACCUCCUCUCCGGGCCCAUUCCUCCCACCCUCGGCGCCCUCACCCACCUCCGCACCCUCGACCUUAGCUACAACCAGCUCACCGGCCCCGUCCCCACGGCCUUCGCCGCCGCUCCUGCCCUCUCCAACCUCAUCCUCUGCCACAACCAGCUCUCCGGGCCCCUCCCGCCCUUCCCGGACUCCUCCAGCGCCCUCCUCCGCCUCGACCUUAAGCACAACCAGCUCUCGGGCCCCGUGCCGCCUCUGCCGCCGUCCCUACAGUACCUCGCCCUCGGCUCCAACGCGCUCACCGGCGCCGUGGACGCCGUCCUCCCCUGCCUCACCCGCCUCAACUUCCUCGACCUCAGCUCCAACCAGCUCCAGGGCCCCAUCCCCGGGAGCGUGUUCGCGCUCCCGCUCGCGAAGCUCCAGCUGCAGCGGAACGCCUUCUCCGGGCCGGUGGCGCCCGAUGGGGACGUGAUCAUCCCGGUGGUGGACCUGAGCUACAACCGGCUGUGGGGGCGCCUGCCGCCGCAGCUGGCCGCAGUGGGGCGGCUCUACCUUAACAACAACCGGUUCACCGGUGAGGUGCCCAGCCGGCUGGUGCAGGGGCUCACCAACGGGAUGCAGCUGCUCUACCUCCAGCACAACUUCCUCACCGGGCUCGAGAUCGGCCCUGCGGCGGCGGCCACCAUCCCGGUGGGGGCGUCGCUGUGCCUGCAGUACAACUGCAUGGCACCGCCCUUCGACGCACCUUGUCCGCUCAAGGCCGGCAAUCAGAGGAUGCGCCCCGUCGACCAGUGUCCCGACUGGAGAGGCUAAUGGCUUUCGCCGCCGCCGCCGCCGCCCGAGAAGGAGACGAAGUAGAAAAGAAGUCCUUUUUGUGUAAACGUUGACAACAUUCUUUGAUUAGUUUUGUGAGUUAAGGUUUAGGUUGAAGUACUAAUGAUGCAAUGUAGACUGUCAGUUGAGCUCAA
Molecule: messenger RNA, 1667 nt
Organism: Musa acuminata AAA Group (dessert banana)
Lineage: Eukaryota; Viridiplantae; Streptophyta; Magnoliopsida; Zingiberales; Musaceae
Product: leucine-rich repeat receptor-like kinase protein THICK TASSEL DWARF1
Exons: 1
Coding region: 289-1512 (407 amino acids)
Molecular function (GO): protein binding
Source: RefSeq, a predicted model, not a curated record